Molecule: messenger RNA, 3168 nt
Organism: Plasmodium relictum
Lineage: Eukaryota; Apicomplexa; Aconoidasida; Haemosporida; Plasmodiidae
Product: conserved Plasmodium protein, unknown function
Exons: 1
Coding region: 1-3168 (1055 amino acids)
Source: RefSeq, a predicted model, not a curated record
AUGAUAAAAUAUAUUGGUACAGAUAAAGAAGAGUCAGUGAACUCAAUAGAAAAUAAAAAAAAUGUAAAAAAAAAUGAAUUUUAUAUAAAUAACAACAAUGAAAUUGAUAUUAAUCAUGAUAAUAAUAAAGAAGAAAAUCACUCUAUUGCAAAGGAAAGAUAUUAUACAACAGAAAAGGGAGAAAACAAAAUAGAUAGAUCCCAGAAAGAUUAUAAGAAAAAAAGAUCAAAUUACAAAUAUAGGUGUAGCAAUAGUAUUGAUAGUAAUUUUAGUUUAAAAAAAAAAAAUGAAGUUAAAGAUAGUGUAUCCUUGGAUAUUAAAGCACUAAAGAAAGAUAAAAAGUAUAAAUCAAGAAAUAAAGGAAGUAAUUCAAAUUUUAGUUCUUAUAAUAAAUCAAGUAGAUCUUGCAGCAAUAGUAAUUUUAUUAGAUCAAGUUGUCAAAGUUCAGUAAAAAGUUCAUUAAAUAGAAAAAAAAAAAAAUAUGACUAUGAAAAAAGAUACCUCAAAAAAUUUAAAUUUAAAUAUGAGGAAGAUUUUGAUAAAGAGUAUAAAGAAUCACAAUAUAAAGAUUCUAUAUAUUAUAAAAAGAAAUAUAUAAAAAAAAGAAAAUUGAACCAUUUUGAUGAUUAUAAGUAUAAAUAUUCAGUUUCUUCUAUUGAUAAAAUUAAUUUAAAAGAAGAAUAUUACGACAAUUCUUCUUUUGAUAAAACUGAUCAUAAUAUUUAUAAAAAGAAUAAGCAUUAUUCUGAUAUCAAAGAAAAAUAUGGUAAAAAAUUUAUAUAUGAAUAUAAAAAAGAUAAAAAUAAAAUACCUUAUGAAAGAUAUGAAUCUAAUUCAUCCAGUGAAUCUAGAUAUAAAUAUAAUUCUUAUAGUGAUUAUAAAAAGAGACAAAAAUAUUAUGAAUAUAAAAAAAAAAAAUAUAGAAGAAAAAAAAGAAGCAAAAGUAAAAAAAAUUAUUAUAAAAACCGAGAAAGUGAUUUAGAAAAUGAAGAGCAAAAUUUGUAUGAGUACAUUAGAAAAAAGCGUUCUUUUAAUUCAAGUAGUUAUUCCUAUGAAACAAAAAGUAAAUAUGAAAGUAAGUUUCUGGAUACCAAUUAUAAAAAAAAAAUAAUAAUAGAUGAUAAUGAACAUGAUUUUUAUGAUGAAAAAGAAGAUAAAAGAAUAAGAUUAGAUGAAAAGACACAUGAAUUAAGUUAUGAAUCAAAAUGUAAAUAUAAUGAUAAAAUUUCUUUAUCAAAUUCAGGGGAAGAUAUGGAUUAUGAAAAAAAAAAGAAAAAGGAAAUGCCUGAAAAUAAGUCUUACAAGUUUCAUGAUACUUCUUUUUCAGAUAUUAACUCUUUAAAAACAAAAGAUGGAGUAAGAAGCAAAAAAGAUUAUGAAAAUGAAGAAAUAAACAAAAAUGAGGAAAAAUUAGAAAAUAAAAAAGCACAAACUUAUUUAGAGGAUGAAAAGAAAAAGGAAAUAAUUUUGAAAGGGAUACCCAUAAAUCAAAAUAAAGAUGAAAAAGAAAUUUUAAAAAUAAGUGAAAUGAAAAAUGGAUUUGAAAAGGAUAAUGAAGAUUAUAAUAAUAAUGAUAAUAAAAAAAAAAUGUAUUAUGAAAAUUGUACAAAAGAUUAUUAUUAUCAUAGGUAUAAAAAAGAAAAUUAUGAUAAAUAUUAUGAUCAAUGCAGCCAUAAUAAACGCAGUGAAAUUUCUGAAAGAGAAAAUUAUGUUGAUAAAUAUUAUAAUAAAUAUAAUGAUCAUUAUGAUGAUGAAAAUUAUGGUAAUAAAUAUUAUAAUUAUAGAAAACUUAGUAAUCAUUAUGAAAAUGAGAAUUAUAAUGAUAAAUAUACAGGAGAUUAUGAAAAUGAAAAUUAUGAUAUAUAUGAAAAUGAUUAUUAUAGUGACUACUCAAAUAAAAGUAACUCAAUAGAAAAAAAAAUAGAAUAUGUUAAAAUUCAAAAUAAAAUUAUAAUUGAUUUAGCUGCAGAUGCUAAUUAUAAAAAUUGGUUAAAUUACGAUUCAGAUUCCUCUGAUGAAGAAAAUAAUUAUGUCCAUCUUAAAUUUAAAAAUUCUUUUUUGAGAAAUUUUGUUUUAUACAAUGAAUUUGAUAAUAAAAAAAUAAAUUAUAACGAAUUAGAUGACAAAUAUACUAAUGAUUAUAGAGCAUUUUCUUCUGAUACAAAAAAUUUCAGUAAAAAUAUAGAACCAAAAGAUACUUCUUACCAAAAAAAGAGCAUAAAAAAUAAUGAGGAAAAUAAUUUUAACAUUAACUUAAUAAAUAGUAAUUUAAUUGAAAAACAAAGUUUACAUAAUAAGGAAUCAAUGUCAAUAGAUUCAGAGAGAUAUGCAUUUGAUAGUGAUUAUAAAAAUGUUAAUAAAAAAGAUAGAGAAAUUACUAAUAUGUAUUGCAACCAAAAUAAAUCAAAAAAAAAUAUUUCUUUGGACAGGAUUUUAAAUAAAGAAGACAAAUACUACAAUAAAAUAAAUGCUAAUAAUUUAGAAAGUGAAAAAAAAGUUGAAACCGAUUUUAACAAUUGUUAUAGUAAAUUUUCUCAAAAUGAUAAAAAAAAUCUCGAAAAUGAAUUAAAGCUUAAUUCAACUGAUUUUAUGUACAAUUUUAAAAAUAAAAAAUCAAUUACAUAUGAAAGAGACAUCAACAAUUAUUUAAAAAUGGAUACAGAAAACCUCGAUAUGACUUCUCAAAGUAAAUAUGAAAAUAAUGUAAAUUAUGAUAAUAUAAUAGGAAAAGAAAAUGAAAAUAAUAUAAAUGAAAAAAAAGAAAGAUAUUCACAGAAUAUUCAAUCAAUUGAUAUAAAUUUAUCACAAAAUAAUAAUGGAGAGAAUAAUGCAAGUAAUGUGAAAGAAUUAGAGAUUAUUCCUAAUUAUAUAAACAAUUUAAUAAAUGAUAUGAAUAAUACAUAUGAAAUAAAUGAAAGUAUUGAUAUGUUAAACUUAAAUACUGCGAAAUCUUUUCGCAUCCCAAAAAUUUUUAAUAAAAUUAAUCAGAUGACUAGUACUCCUAAUUUUUUAAAAUUUUUAGAAAAAAGAAAGGAAGCAAGUAAAAAAUGGAAAAUUAUUGCAAGAAAUAUUUUACAUGAAGAGUUUAAAAUUUUAUUUCAUUCAAUAAAUUAUGAUAUUAAUGAAGCUAAAAUCAAUUAUUUAAUUAAUUCACUUAAAUCUAUUUAA